Rhododendron vialii is the source of this 2327-nucleotide messenger RNA. RefSeq names its product heat shock 70 kDa protein BIP1-like. Lineage: Eukaryota; Viridiplantae; Streptophyta; Magnoliopsida; Ericales; Ericaceae. Gene Ontology annotation, molecular function: ATP-dependent protein folding chaperone; ATP binding; misfolded protein binding. The transcript is spliced from 7 exons. Gene Ontology annotation, cellular component: endoplasmic reticulum chaperone complex; cytoplasm; membrane. The record is from RefSeq and is a predicted model, not a curated record. The coding region runs from base 118 to 2109 and encodes 663 amino acids. Gene Ontology annotation, biological process: cellular response to unfolded protein; endoplasmic reticulum unfolded protein response; protein refolding.
CCUCCUCCCUCCACUUAACAAACAGAGUUUUCCAAUAAGCCUGGUCGAGAGAAUAUUUCUGAAUUCUAGAGUUGUUUAAGUUCAAAUAUCAGAGAGGAUUGAGAGAGGGAAACGACAAUGAGAAUGAGAAUGGGGUUUAAGACCAGAGCACUGGCUUUUCUUCUUCUUUUUGUGUCAGAGUUUUGCUUUGGAUUAACAAUAGCUGCUGAAACUCCUAACCUCGGAACGGUGAUUGGUAUUGAUCUGGGCACUACAUAUUCUUGUGUUGGUGUUUACCGAAAUGGUCAUGUCGAGAUUAUAGCGAACGAUCAAGGAAACCGAAUCACCCCAUCGUGGGUCGCAUUCACUGACACGGAGCGUCUGAUUGGGGAGGCUGCAAAGAAUCAAGCAGCUCUCAAUGCAGAACGUACUAUAUUCAAUUUUAAGCGGCUUAUCGGAAGAAGGUUUGACGAUCCCGAGGUUCAGAGGGACAUGAAGUUAUUACCUUACAAGAUUGUGAACAGAGAUGGGAAGCCUUAUAUACAGGUGAAGAUCAAGGAUGGCGAGAUCAAAGUGUUUAGCCCUGAGGAAAUCAGUGCUAUGAUAUUGGGGAAAAUGAAGGAGACAGCUGAAUCAUAUUUGGGGAAGAAGAUCAAGAAUGCUGUGGUAACUGUUCCAGCUUAUUUCAACGACGCGCAGAGACAGGCCACUAAGGAUGCAGGCGUAAUCGCUGGGUUAAAUGUGAUUCGGAUAAUCAACGAACCAACUGCUGCAGCAAUUGCCUACGGUCUGGACAAGAAAGGAGAAGAAAAGAACAUCUUAGUCUUUGAUUUGGGUGGUGGUACAUUUGAUGUAAGCAUCUUAGCCCUCGACAACGGCGUUUUUGAGGUUCUUUCCACCAGUGGAAACACCCACUUGGGAGGAGAAGACUUUGAUCACAGAGUCAUGGAGUAUUUCAUCAAACUAAUCAAGAAGAAGUACAACAAGGACAUAAGCAAGGACAACAAGGCCCUCGGGAAGCUCCGGAGGGAGUGUGAGAGAGCCAAGAGAGCUCUAAGUAACCAACACCAAGUGAGAGUGGAAAUCGAGUCGCUUUUCGACGGUGUUGACUUUUCUGAGGCGUUGACUAGGGCGAGAUUCGAGGAACUGAAUAUGGAUCUGUUUAAGAAGACAAUGGGGCCGGUGAAGAAGGCUAUGGAGGACGCGCGGUUGAAGAAAUCCGAUAUUAGUGAGAUUGUGCUUGUUGGAGGGAGUACCAGAAUUCCUAAGGUGCAACAGCUAUUGAAGGACUAUUUUGAUGGGAAAGAGCCGUGUAAAGGUGUCAAUCCAGAUGAAGCUGUGGCCUAUGGUGCCGCGGUUCAAGGUGGAAUCCUCAGCGGAGAAGGCGGGGAAGAUACUAAAGGCAUUAUUUUGCUCGACGUUGCUCCCUUGAGUCUGGGAAUCGAAACAGUCGGUGGGGUCAUGACGAAACUGAUCCCAAGGAACACAGUUAUCCCGACCAAGAAAUCUCAAAUCUUCACAACCUACCAAGAUCAGCAAACAACAGUUUCGAUAAAGGUGUACGAAGGUGAAAGAAGCUUGACAAAGGAUUGUCACGAGCUUGGAAAAUUCGAACUAUCAGGCAUACCGCCUGCUCCAAGGGGAGUGCCUCAAAUUGAGGUUACAUUUGAGGUGGAUGCCAACGGCAUACUACACGUGACAGCAGAGGACAAGGCAGCGAAGAACAAGCAAACCAUCACCAUCACUAACGACAAGGGACGUCUAAGCCAGGAGGAGAUCGACAGGAUGGUGAAGGAAGCAGAGGAGUUUUCGGAAGAGGAUAAGAAAGUCAAGGAGAGAAUCGACGCCAGGAACAAGCUCGAAACCUACAUUUACAACAUGAAAAGCACCGUUAACGACAAAGACAAACUCGGCGACAAGAUCGAUUCAGACGACAGAGACAACGUCGAGAGCGCGUUGAAGGAAGCCUUGGAGUGGUUGGACGAUAACCAGAACGCGGAGAAAGACGAGUUUGAGGAGAAAAUGAAGGAAGUGGAAGCUGUAUGCAAUCCUGUUAUUAGACAGGUUUAUGAGAAGAGCGGCAGAAGUUCUACCGGUUCAGACGACGAAGAGUCGAACGAUGAGUUGUAGAAACAAAAACUGCACUACAUUUUCACCUCUUUUACUUCUUCUUUUCCCUUUGCCAAUACUUUGAGAGAUUCAUGUUGCUGCAACAAGGUUAGUAUGGUAGGUUAGUAGAUGGUAAAAUUUGUUUUCUGUUUACGGUAGAAAGCUACUUCUGUGGUAUGAGGUUUAUGGAUGGAAUUUGACAUUGGGGUUUGACUAGGUGGAAUUUGUUUAAGGUUUUG